UGAUAUUGAUGAGGCGCAUAAAGACGUUAAUGAUCAAGAAGUAUACCCAGGAGUAACAAAGGAUAGUCCAAACAAUCCAUUUCUUGUACCGGCUAAAAAUGAUGAUGCAUCAGGUGAAGGUAAUGAUGCACCGAGUGAAGAUGAUACACCUGAUGCAUCCUAUUCAUCCUACCAUCCUGAAUCAAGUGAAUCAGAUAAUAGCGUUGAAUCUGAACAAAAAGAAAAAACCGAAUUUCAAUAUGAAUGGUUUGUUGGACCCGGCAUAAAAGAGUCAAAAUUGAAUGAAAAUGGAAAUAAGUGGACCGUUGGUAUAAUCGAUGUUUCGAAUUUGCUAUUGGAGUAUCGUAAUAUAUCUAUCAAAAAAGCAUCGGAGCAAAAAAUAGAAAAUGCUGUUGAAAUGCUUUCUCUUAAUCAUAUAUUUCUAUUGGAUGAGAAUUUAUCUACUGGGGUCUCAGAAAUGAUUGACACUGCAUCAUUGAAAGCAAUUUUCGAAAAUAUCAGAAGUGAAUAUACUCCAUAUCAUCUUUCAGACAAGGACAUUAUACGAUGCUGUAAGUCAUUACUUAGGAAAUGGCAGAAGGAAGUUGAUGAAAAUGAUAAUGAUUUAGUCUUAGAAGUUUUUGAAUCGAUUUUCAAGUAUUUUCCACACAACACAAACCGAGCAGAUGCACGAGAAGAUUCAUUCGUCCAUGAGGUCUUUGCACCAAUAAUUUUACCUUUUUUUGUAAAUAGUGAUCUAAUGUGUGAAUGGUCCUCAGAUGUGUUGGAUUCAUCAACCCACAGAAAACGUAAAUUUGAUCCUAUUCUCCAGGGAAGAAAAGCAGACUUUUCUGCUUACGCACAAACUAAAGGCAACAGAUACUAUCUAUUUGUCUCCGAAAUAAAGUCCGCCAGAUAUAUUUCAUCAAAGAAAAUUAAUUUUGUGGAUUGCGAUUUAGUAAAAAUUGGAAAUGAAAUGAAGGAUAUGCUUGAUAAGUGCAUUGAAGAUGGUGUGAAAACCAAAGAUUUGGCUGUUUGUAGCAUACUUGUCGAAGGUUUCCAGUGCAGUAUGUUUGUAAUGGACCUGAAGUUUGACGCAAUAUACCGAAUGAUACUCCUGGGAAAGUUUUUCCUCCCACAAAAUAUUCAUAACCUUAAUGUACUUUCUAUGGCAAUAGAAGAACUAAUGCAGAUAAAGAAUAUUAUUUCUAAUUCUGCUAAGCUUUGCUUUCAGUGUAAUAAAGACCCAAGUAUCACAUCUACUAUACUCACUACACCUAUACGCAAUAAAAUGACACGACCAUCCUUUCACACUCCAAUAAAGGUCCCAAUUAAUAAAAUUUCCUAA
Molecule: messenger RNA, 1327 nt
Organism: Acaulospora morrowiae
Lineage: Eukaryota; Fungi; Glomeromycota; Glomeromycetes; Diversisporales; Acaulosporaceae
Source: the annotation of a GenBank genome assembly